CUUUCUUGUAAACACAAAGGGAGUAUAUAAACUAACAUUUUCCCACUCUAUAAAUUCAUCACUUAAACAUCCCCUCCACAUUCUUCUCCCCAUAAUUUUUAUUUUAUUUUAUGAUGUCUAAAGUAAAAAUAUAUCUUUCAAUCAUUCUUCUUGUAUUCCUACAUUGUUCAAACAACCAAAAAGUAUGCCAUGGUAGAAUUAGUAAUCAUAAACAUGGUAAAUAUCAUCAUUCAAAGCAUAAAAAACCAAGUAUUCCUAAAGAAUUGACCAUAAAUAUGACACAAAAAUAUAAUUCAGAGCAACAAUUUAUGAAAUGGGUUAAUUUUGUUGGUAGACUUAAACAUACCCUUUAUAAAUCAGCUAAGAAUAAGCUUUUUCCUUCUUACACUUUGACUGUUAGUAAAAACCCUAUUAAUGGAGAUUUUACUACUAUCCAAGAUGCCAUUGAUUCUCUUCCACCCAUUAAUCUUGUUCGAGUUGUCAUCAAGAUAAAAGCUGGAAUUUAUGAGGAGAAGGUGAAUAUACCACCAUUGAAGUCCUUUAUAAGUAUAAUAGGGGAAGGAGCAGAGAAGACAAUAGUGCAAUGGGGAGAUACAGCAAAGACAGUGGGUCCCAAUGGAAAACCAUUGGGAACUUUCAAUUCAGCUACUUUUGCAGUUAAUUCUCCUUAUUUCAUGGCCAAGAACAUCACCUUCAAAAAUACUACACCAGUUCCGAAAACAGGAGAGCAAGGGGUGCAAGCAGUGGCAUUUAGAAUAUCAGCUGAUACCGCAGCGUUUGUAGGGUGUAGGUUCUUGGGAGCACAAGACACCCUUUAUGACCAUAACGGUAGGCAUUAUUACAAAGAUUGCUACAUUGAGGGCUCUGUUGAUUUCAUCUUCGGUGAUGGUCUUUCUCUUUUCGAGGGAUGUCAUGUACAUGCAAUAGCACCAAAAUACGGGGCACUAACAGCACAAGGAAGGCACAGCAUGCUAGAUGAUACAGGUUUUUCAUUCGUAAAAUGUAAGGUCACGGGCUCAGGAGCUUUAUACCUUGGUAGAGCUUGGGGCCCCUUCUCUAGGGUCGUCUUUGCCUACACCUAUAUGGACAACAUCAUUCUCCCUACUGGCUGGUAUAAUUGGGGUGAUCCUAACCGUGAAAUGACGGUGUUUUAUGGACAAUACAAGUGUACAGGCCCAGGGGCAAGCUUUUCAGGAAGAGUAGCAUGGUCAAGAGAAUUAACUGAAGAAGAAGCCAAGCCUUUUAUUUCGCUUAGCUAUAUUGAUGGUUCUGAAUGGGUUACCUUGUAAAUUAUUUAUUAUAUUAUUUUGACAUUAAUAUAUAUUAAUAAUAAUUACUAGUUUCUAGCA
Molecule: messenger RNA, 1349 nt
Organism: Amaranthus tricolor (Joseph's coat)
Lineage: Eukaryota; Viridiplantae; Streptophyta; Magnoliopsida; Caryophyllales; Amaranthaceae
Product: probable pectinesterase 53
Exons: 5
Coding region: 111-1289 (392 amino acids)
Biological process (GO): cell wall modification
Molecular function (GO): pectinesterase activity
Source: RefSeq, a predicted model, not a curated record